AUGCCUCGCUACGCCGCAAUCCCUGGGGACGUCGGUGCACAUUCACAACAAACAUUAUCGCUCGACGGUCGAUCGAUGGGCAAGUCUUGGAAUUUGCCGGCACUACGUUUCCGGGGUCGAAAUGCAGACCAAAGGCCCAAUCGGGAAAACUCACAGCAAAAGAGUUAUGGACCGUCGAUGUGGAAUUCGUUAUGGCUUUCGACUACUGUCUUGAGUGCGGUUACUGGCCUUUAUGCGCUCUUGAUUGUUGUACUGCUGUUUAUCUGGAACUACAUCAAUCGAAAUGCGGGUAUCCCCCUCAUCACAAGCGAUCACUAUUCAUGGACUUACGGGCCGACUGCAUUGCUGGUCAUUGUGGUCGCAGUUUGGCGACAAGUUGACUAUCAUUGCAAAGCGAUUGCCCCGUGGGCUACCCUUAGUCAAGAGCCAUUAAAAGGCUCGUCGAACAUUCUUCUGGAUUACGUCUCACCAAUUCAAGUCUUCAGCUUGUACAAGUCCGUUUCCGGCAAGCAUCAUACCGUCACGGCUGGCAUCUUAGGAUUCAUAUUGUUGAAGCUUAUAGUCGUUCUCUCAACUGGCUUGUUCGUGGCGGCCCCCAAGCUCAUUCUGCAAGCCGAUGUGGAUCUGGUGCAAUACACCACUUUCAAUGGAUCACUAUUUAAUUCAUCUGCAAUUUCUCCAACACUCAACGAUUCUUCUUUGGUUUAUACAGCCUUCGGUAUCCUGUCGAGAGGUCUGGCUUAUACCGACGGAACCUACCAAGGUCUUGUAUAUGAGAGAUUUGGACCUCCUGCAAACUCUCUACGGGGAAUUGAAACAAUCACAGCGACAGUGGAUGCUCUAAUCCCAUCGUUUGAGUGCCAGUCUGCUCCCUUUUCUAUCAAGCUGCAGCCAGCAAAUUCCACAGACCCGCACCCAGCCGACAGCAUACAAUUACAAUUUGAAGAAUGUCAACUCCUAGGUGAUGGUACUCCGGUAUAUGUUCUUAACCCUCGACUCUUCAGCUGUCCCUCUCGUCAGCUGAGCCCUUUAGUGCAAAGGAUGGAUUGCUUCAACGAAUCUGAUUCAAGAACAGCAGAUAAUUGGCAGCUUCUCACCCUGGCUGACCUCCGGUACAAUCAGACUCUGCAAAACUCCUCAUCCCCAGUCACGUUGGGAGACAGUAUUACCGCUACUUCUUGGUCCACCUCGGUAAACGCUGUCGUCGGUAUAGCAUGUCGAUCCGUAUAUGCAAUGGAGAGAGUCAACGUCACCUAUGACUACUCGCAGACCCCAGCAAACAUCACGGUUACUCGUCUUGAGCCCGGCGUGAAUCGCACAAUGGCUGGGUUUUCAAACUUUGAUCUUGGGAAAUUGUUUACCGCAUCUCUAUCAGCAGCAGCUUCGAUGUUUGGAAAUUUGAACUUCGAUUCUUAUGCUGAAGAGUAUCCAAAUACAAUGUUCAAGGUAAUGGCUGCCGCUGUGGGUGGUGGAUACGAGACGCUUCUUGACGAGAACAACAUGACAAAAGCGGCAGAAAUUGUCUUUCAAGCCGUUGCUGUUCAAAUCUUAAGCAAGUACCUCACUCAGGAGGUCGACAGCCCUCUCCAGGGGCAAGCCGCUCACCAGGAGGAAAGGCUCCAAUUGAACGAUCUUUCCCUCUGGUUAAUGGUCUCAGGUCUCGUUAUUAUGAUGUCCCUUGCUGGUUUCGUUCUCUGGAAGCGGCCCAAAGACAUCGUGGCCCGAGAUCCAGACCAACUCCUUUUCACUGCAUUGCUUCUGCAACCGAGUCGUAGAGCUCGAAAGAUCCUGAGUCGUUGCUGCACGCUGUCCGAAACCAGCAUGCUAGCACAGCUGGACAAUCACAAAUUUGCUAUCAGCACAGACGUUGAGGAACAGAAGUCAUUCUUGCUCGCCUCUGAUCCGUUAACUGAUAUUACUACGCCUGACCAAAACUCGCAGCCAAAGUGGUGGAAACCUCUUGGUGCCCGGUGGUUCUUCGUCUUAACCACUCUUCUACUACCACUCGCAGUCAUCGGGACCCUUGAAGCUCUUCAGGUGUCAUCAGACAGCCAUAACGGUAUCGCUACUGUUUCUGCUCAGGACUCUCUGUCAUCCAAAACAUUGACCCGAUAUCUUCCAGCUUUAGUGAUGCUACUUUCCGCAACACUCUUCAACUCUGUCGAUUUCAACAUAGCUGUUCUUGCGCCUUACAAUGCUUUAAAAUCUGGAGCUCGGACUCCUCAGGCAAGUAUCAUGUCCAACGUCAUCGGGCUAGUUGCCCCCUACGCAAUUUGGCAGUCGCUUAGACGCCGGUACUGGGGUGCAGCACUUUCAGGAACUGCAGCAAUCUUCGGUAGCGUCUUGACUAUUAUCAGCUCUGGACUCUACACCGUUGAUUUUGUACCAACAACGUCGCCGAUGCAAGUCCAGAGGACUGAUUCCUUUCAAACAACAUGGCAGAACAGUGCUCUUAACGACAGUGGAGCUGCCGUGUUGACAAGCUUGACGGAAAGCUCCAAUCUGACGUUUCCACAGUUCACCUUCGAUGAGCUUGCUCUACCUGGACUUCAGGCAGCGGGUGAUCCGCCAACGUUUUCCAAACAGGGUCAAGCAACUUUAAGCCUUAGAACCAGUGCUCUACGCGCGUCUUUGAACUGCACUACUCUGUCCACUGCACAGUUCAACGUCUCGACGUUCUACAAUCCAACUUCGGGACCCAGCGCAAGUGUCAGUGCAACGUUUACCCUUCCAGAAGAGUGUCCGUAUGGUGGAUUUGGGGGCAACAUGACCAUCAUGGAGAUCAACAAAGACUGGCAACUACCAUUCGUACAGAAUUCGAGCUAUGUGGCCAGUAUGCUUGACGUUCACGUUGGGCCAUUCGAUCCUGUUCUUGCUUCAAGCUCGGGGGAGCUAGCACCAGCGGCCCAGCAAGACAACCCACCUGGAUGUCCAUCGCUUGCUUUCAUUUAUGGCUACGUUGACGUGAACGACGACUCUCGAAACACAAUCACCACCCGUGUAUGCUACCAGCAGAUGCAACAAGUGCCAGUACAUCUAUGGCUGAGCGUCCCAGACCUCGAUAUUUCCCCGGGCCAUCCCCCAACUCUUGACGAGAGCGACCCCGUCCUUCUCAAGAGCGGACAGAACGGAGAAACCGGCUUUCCCUACCGCCUCGAGGUUCAUAUGGAUAACGAGCUAUCGCUUUACAACCAGACGCAAUUCGCACCGUCUAGUAUUUCUCAGUCGACAAUCGACGCGUUCUUUCAAGGCGUGCUAUUCGGGAGAGCACCCAUCCCAGAAGCCUGGCUCGCAGACUCGGCGCGCUCCGACGAAGUGGUCUCGGCCAUUCAGGCCUUCUACCGCCGGUACAUGGCUCAAGCUAUAUCUAGCAACAUGCGCGUGCCCACCGCCGCUGCGGACGCGCCGCUUCUCACAGGCAACGUUACUACGCCAAUGGGUACUCUCCGCGUUCAUCAGAACAAGCCGUCCAAACUGGCCCUGCAGAUCAUACUGGGUGUCAUGACUCUCUGUGGCGCGCUGGCCAUCUGGCUCGCGCCGCCCAGGGAUGUGGUGCCGCAUAAUCCAUGCUCCAUCGCCGGCAGCAUGGUUGUUUGGGCCGGAAGUCGGUUCUGUGAAUCUCCGAAGCUCGAAACGUUCCCGGACCAAGACAGACCCGUCCUACCGGAUGGCGCUGUGCAUAUGAGCAACAAGAAACUGAUGGGCAGCGGAGCAUUGGAUAGUUGGAUGUUCAAGUUGGGUUGGUGGGACCGUAAUGAUGGGACGCGAAGAUAUGGAAUCGAUGCUGUGAUGAAAGAGUCUCGUUGGACUGAUGAUUAUUGA
Messenger RNA from Exophiala spinifera, 3822 nucleotides. RefSeq lists its product as uncharacterized. NCBI's taxonomy places the organism in Eukaryota, Fungi, Ascomycota, Eurotiomycetes, Chaetothyriales, Herpotrichiellaceae. The coding region runs from base 1 to 3822 and encodes 1273 amino acids. The record is from RefSeq and is a predicted model, not a curated record. The transcript has a single exon.